AUGGCGCUCUGGCUGACCCUGGUCAUUGUUCUCACCUGCUUUGGUGGCCUCGCCUCCCCGGGCCCUGUGCGUCCCCUCACGGUCGUCAAAGAGCUCAUUGAGGAGCUGGACAACAUCACGCAGAAGGUGAGUGCCCCGCUCUGCAAUGGCAGCAUGGUGUGGAGUGUCAACCUGACAGCUGGCUCGUACUGUGCAGCCUUCGAGUCGCUGAUGAACGUCUCCGACUGCCCUGCCAUCCAGAGGACCCAGAGGAUGCUGAGCGCACUGUGCCCUCGCCAGCCCUCAGCCGGGCCGGCCUCCAGCCCGCCCGUCCGCGACACCAAGGUGGAAGUGACCCGGCUUGCCAAGGACCUGCUGCAGCAGCUCAGGAAGGGUGUUCGCCAAGGGAAGUUCGAAUGA
Molecule: messenger RNA, 399 nt
Organism: Myotis davidii
Lineage: Eukaryota; Metazoa; Chordata; Mammalia; Chiroptera; Vespertilionidae
Gene: IL13
Product: interleukin 13
Exons: 4
Coding region: 1-399 (132 amino acids)
Biological process (GO): immune response
Cellular component (GO): extracellular region
Molecular function (GO): cytokine receptor binding
Source: RefSeq, a predicted model, not a curated record